This is a messenger RNA of Fragaria vesca subsp. vesca, 1567 nucleotides long. RefSeq lists its product as uncharacterized. Gene Ontology annotation, molecular function: double-stranded RNA binding. The transcript is spliced from 9 exons. The coding region runs from base 118 to 1227 and encodes 369 amino acids. NCBI's taxonomy places the organism in Eukaryota, Viridiplantae, Streptophyta, Magnoliopsida, Rosales, Rosaceae. The record is from RefSeq and is a predicted model, not a curated record.
ACGCAUAUUAACGUUAUCUGAUCUUAGCCAUCUACAUAAUAAAUAAUGUGCAGUUAUACGUCGUGUACUGAACAUACUUUCGGUCGAGGACAAUAGAAAAUCCGGACCAAGGGCGUUAUGGGCCUGUAUAUCCUCAAACUUGAAAGUCCAGGUCCUAACUCGUCUCCAUUUAUCCACGUCCUCAGUAACCCGAAGCUUCUAAACGCUACCGGCGAUCAUCGCUCUCUCUCUCUCUCUCUCUUCGUUUUUCGAGAUAAAAUGGCGAUAGCUUCUCCGACGAAGCUCCACGCCGGCGACCUAGCUUCGUCUUUCAGCUUCUCCCGCUCUUCUCGGAACCCCAAGCUUCUCUCCUCUUCUUCUCCAAGCCGCGUCUACUUCGCCGCUCCGAAAACCCGGCGGUUCCAAGUGUCUGCUUUCGCUGUGAAACGCAGCCCUAAGCGCCUCAAAUACUCCGGUCCUCGCUUCACCAAGGAGGAUGAGUUGCUGUAUGUAGAAGUUGAUCCAUCAGGAGAUGAUAGCUGGAAAUUGGAGCCGAUUCUUGAUCUUCUGAAGCAAGGAGCGGUUGGAGUCAUUCCUACUGACACUGUGUAUGCAAUUGUCUGUGAUCCGAGAAACCACUCUGCCGUUGAUCGUCUUUGCAGAAUCAAGAAAAUCGAGUCUACAAAGCCCCUCACCAUCUUGUGCCACUCGUUCCACGACAUUGAUCGGUUUACAACAGGCUUCCCUCGUGGAGAUUCCAAAGGUCAUGCAAAUAUCUUCCGAGCUGUUAAGCAAUGCUUACCUGGGCCUUAUACCUUCAUUCUAACUGCAACCAAGGAACUACCUAAGCAGUGUAUAAGGUUUGGGACAACAACUGCCAAAUACAAAUCUAGGAAAGAUGUGGGUGUUCGUAUACCUGAUGAUGCCAUCUGUCAAGCGAUACUGGAGAAGAUGGAUUCACCAUUGAUUUCCACUAGUUGCAAGUGCCCAAAGGAAAAUGAGUGGAUUUUGGAUCCAGUUGUUAUAGCUGAUACGUAUAGACCAGAGGGCCUUGAUUUUGUCAUUGAUGGUGGGUUAAGAGUGGCUGAUCCAUCGACUGUGGUUGACAUGACAGUUUUUCCUCCCAAAAUCAUGCGACAAGGAAAGGGACCUCAGUUACACUGGAUGGUAGCUGAAGAUGACUAUGAAGAUGACAAUGAACCUGCUGAGUCGGUCAAAAGCUCAUCUCCUCUACCGCUCGGAAGAUAAUCAUUGUUGCUAAAUCCCGUGGACAACUAAGAUUAGGAUAUAUCGGAGUUCUUCACACUGGGGAUUUACCUUUUGAUGCUCCUUGGGGAUGACCAGUAUGUUCAGUAAAUUGUGUAAAUAAGUGAUGCCGGAAUACUCAGCAGUUCGAUCCCAAGCGCUAACAUUUUUCUUUUAACCUUUUGGUCAGGCUAACAGUGUAAGCCACUUGACAGCACUAGUCGAUGAGAUUUGUAACUAGGCCCGUCUUUCUCAGACAAAUACACAUUGAUAUCAGCUGAACUGUUGUAGCUGAAUUAAGUCGAUCUCGGACUAUUUUCUAUUUCAUUUAUUUUUAUUUUUU